Molecule: messenger RNA, 704 nt
Organism: Choloepus didactylus (southern two-toed sloth)
Lineage: Eukaryota; Metazoa; Chordata; Mammalia; Pilosa; Megalonychidae
Gene: CCL19
Product: C-C motif chemokine ligand 19
Exons: 4
Coding region: 154-456 (100 amino acids)
Biological process (GO): G protein-coupled receptor signaling pathway; chemokine-mediated signaling pathway; cellular response to tumor necrosis factor
Cellular component (GO): extracellular region
Molecular function (GO): CCR chemokine receptor binding; chemokine activity
Source: RefSeq, a predicted model, not a curated record
UCUACACGCACACUCCCAGACCCUCUCACACCCCCCAAAGACGCCUGGCACUUCCCAUUGCUCCCUGCACUCGCAGCCAAGCCGCAGCCACGCACAGCCCAGAGAUUCGCUCACCCUCACACACUCACUGUCAGUCUGCUUCUGUCACCUUCCAUGGCACCCCGUGUGGCUCCACUACUGGCCCUCAGCCUGCUGCUUCUCUGGACUUCCCCUGCUCUGGGUGGUGCCAAUGACGCCGAAGACUGCUGCCUGUCUGUGACCCAGCGCCCCAUCCCUGGGAACAUUGUGCGAGCUUUCCACUACCUCCACCUUAAGGAUGGCUGCAGAGUGCCUGCUGUUGUGUUCACCACUCUGAAGGGUCACCAGCUCUGUGCACCCCCAGACCAGCCAUGGGUGGACCGCAUCAUCCGGAGAUUGCAGAAGACCUCUGCCAAGAGCAAGAGCCACAGAACUUAACCCAUGUCAGCCCCGAGAGGGUGCCUGUGUCUGAGUGGAGGGAAGUGAAUCACUGCAGCCCUGGGGAACCAAGGACCAAAACGGAGGAUCAGGCCUGCAGCUGCUCUGCACCAAACCUGACCUAGGCAGGGCCUGGAGUGUCAGUGUGAGUGUGAGUCUGAGUGUGAGCGAGAGAGUGAGGGUAGUAGGAGCACAGCCUCUCCAUGUCCAAACUGCAAUGCUUCCAAUAAAGCCCACUGGCACCCACA